Elgaria multicarinata webbii is the source of this 6895-nucleotide messenger RNA. RefSeq names its product NAC alpha domain containing (gene NACAD). Gene Ontology annotation, cellular component: nascent polypeptide-associated complex; cytoplasm. Gene Ontology annotation, biological process: protein targeting to membrane. NCBI's taxonomy places the organism in Eukaryota, Metazoa, Chordata, Lepidosauria, Squamata, Anguidae. The record is from RefSeq and is a predicted model, not a curated record.
AUGCCCGGAGAAGCCCUCAAAGCCCCGGAGGCGGCGGCGCUGCUGGCCAAGGAGCCCGGCGUCCGGAGGGCACCUGAGACAGAUGGCUCUCGGAACAACUCCGCCUCCUCGACCCCAAGCGGCGAUGCCCUGACGCCCUUGCAGAUCUCCCCGGUGGUGACGCCCGGCUGCCAGGCCGACCUCCCCCUGGACCCCACCCUCUGCAGCAAAGGUGUGCCGGCUUUCCUGCUGGCGAAGAAAGAAGACCGACCUCAGCCGGAAGGGGCCAGUUGCGACAUGGCUGCGGGCGGUGCCGCGGCGGGCCUCGUGGCCCUGAGCGAAUGUGGCCAGGUCCUGAUGGAGCAGGCCCCGAAAGCCGCCCAGGUGGUCCCCAAAGGCCUCGGGGAGCCUCCCAGCGUGGACAUGCUGGACACCAGGAUCGUGAUGGGAGAGGAGACGCAGUGCCUGGGGGGGCAGGAAGACGUGGCGGGGGCUGAGCUGCAGGCUGCCGCCACCAAACCUGGCAUCUCGGAAGACGGCUCAGGCGAGGAGGAAACAAGCGACGUGGAAGUUCAGGUCCCGGAGGCUGCAAAGGAGCCUCCCGCUCCGGUCGCAAGAGACUUGAGCGAGCGCCAAGCCCGGCUGUCUCUGCCCGGCCUCUUGAAGCACAAGGAGCCGGAGGCAGCGGCAGCGGUGCCAUCUGUCUCUCAGGGCGAACCGACGGCUGACGUGCCUUCCCCACCUCCUGCCCCUGCCCCUGCCAAAGACUUUCCCCUGGAGUUGGCCGAGGCCCAAGCCCUGCCGGUCAGGCCCCAGGGCGGGCUGGACCCGGAGCUCUACUUUACGGCUCCCUCCACCCCGAUCCGGACUGUGUUUUCCCACCUCAGGCAGCCCCCGUUCUCCAAAGAGGGCCUGAGCGAGGAGCAGGCCGACACGGACAACGAGGGCCUCUGCUCGCCGCCCACCUCGCCCUCGGGCUCCUACAUCACCGCCGAGGGCGGCAGCUGGGCCUCUUCGGGCACCGCCAGCACCUCCCCCUCCUGCUCGCCCAACCUGAUGGCCGAGUCGGAAGCCCUGGAAGCCCCGUUGGAGCUGGAGCUGGCGGAGGGGCAGGCGAGGCUGCCCGGGGCGUCCCGCCUGCCUCCGGACUUGGAAGGGAAGGGGACCUUCCAAACGCUCUCUUCCAACACUUUAGUGCAGCCCUCGUUUCCCGCAGAAGAUGAUGAGGAAGGCGAAGAUGACGGGCAGACGACUCCGGAGGAAGACGAAGACUGGGGCUCCGAAAUGGCUGCCGGUAGGCCCGUCCCUCAGCGGCCCAGCCUGUCUUCGCCAAAGAGUGAGGACAGCUCUGGGGACGAAGCAGACCUGAGCUCCGGGACCUUGGCCCACAAGCUCUUUGAGGAGGAGAAGGACUUGCCUUCUUACAACGUGGGAGCCGGAGACUCUCCGAAGGGGGUUGCUGGAUCUGAACCCGGACCCUUGCCCCAUCCACUCGUUGCCUUCCCUGGGUCUCCGUCGGAGCUCGGCAGCACGUCCGUGCUGAGCCCCUCCGAGGCUGAGGUGUCCGACAGGCCGCAAGCGGAGACCCCAGCUUCCUCCCCCGACGACGGCGUGGACAGCGCCGCGAAUGAGCAGAUGAUUUCGGCCUUGCUUCUGCCCUUCCGCGGGAGCCUCCUCUUUGAGGCGGAGUCUGUGGAGAUCACGCUGUUCCCCCAGGGGGAGGUGCCAGCGGAGAACGACGCCCUCUACGGCGUCGAGGACGACGACAGUGCCUCGGCCUCCUUCCUGCACUCGCUCUCGGAGACCUCCAUCAACGAAGGGGUGGACGAGUCCUUCGCUUACCAGGACGACACCUCGCCAUCCUCUGACUCCGCCUCCUACAACGGGGAGGAGGACGAGCGGCUCUACAGCGUCGAGCAGUACGCGGUGGUCGCGGAAGAGGCUGGUGGAGAGCCCGCGUUGGCCAGCGAAGGCGUGGAGCCAGGGCCCUCCUGCUCGGGCAGUGAGAGCGAGAUGGAGACGUCGUCAGAUGCUUACAACACGGAUGAGGAUGCGGCCGCCACAGCCGCAUGCAGAAGGCAAGCGCAGGCCCAGGGAGAGCCUGAGGGGAGAGGCUCCUUCCGGGAUGAGGCCACAGAGGACGAGGCGCCCUGUGGGGGCCAAGCCGCAGCUCCGAGCCCCUUUGAGACAGCGGCUGUCCCCAGGCAGCAAGCCGUGCCGAAUCUCGAAGAUCCCGGUGAUUCUUCCGAGUGUUUGGGAGGCAGCAGUGUUUCUCCCAUUGGCCAAGGGUGGGGGUCUCCUCUGGAGCAGGACAUGGCAGCUACUUCAGGACCGUUGGCUCAGGAGACCAGAAGCGAAGACGACGAGUCUCCAAGGGGAACGCCCCCCUUUCACACCUCCUCAGAGCACCAGUCUCUGUUGGACGCCCAAGAGGCCUUGGAGAAAGGCGGCCCCGAUCCCGGAGAGUGUCUCAUCGCCUGCUUUGACACGGACGAAGAGGCAGACACCCUGCCUCCUUUGGACAAUGCCACAGGGGAGCCUCAGCCGGUGGGCCAGAUUGUGGAAGGAUGGAUAGGCCAGGUUUGUGUGGGAACCGCCAUCCCGCUGGGAUGGGAUCCAAAGCCGUGUCCUGCUCAGCUUGCGGCGCCGGCGGCGAGAGAGGUGAGUGACGCGUCUGCCUUUGAUAUCGGUGCCAGGCUGAAAGAGUCUGAGGAACGGCUGCUAGAGCUCCUUGACCAAGACGGUGCCUCAGGAGGUGGUUCCGUGGACUUGGGGAGACCGAAUGGAGGGACGUUGGACAUGGAGCCAGAGAAGAAGGAGGCGCCAUUUGCAUCCCUCCUGGAAUCUUCCGAGGCGGCCAUCUUGGAGCAGCCGGAAGUGAUCCGAGCCGACAGCGAGCCAACAGAGGAGUGCCUUAUUGCCUGCUUUGAGUCGGAGGACGAACUUGAGGCCUCCUCUCUCGACCAGAUGAACAACAAUGAGGACGGUGUGGUGGUGACAUUUCCGGAGGUGAAACCUGACUCUCAGCCCCUCAUGGGGCUCGGCGAGACACAGGAGAAAGUGCUUGUGGCAGCCAGUGAGGUCAACUUGGAGGCAGCAGCGCCUCUGCCCCACACAGAUGAGGGGGAGCUUUCUGAAGUUCCAAAUUGGGACGUGCCUGGGAUGCUGGGAGGCACAAAGGAGCCAGAGAGGGAGGCCUACGCCGGACAUCUCUCCACGAAGGAGCCGGCACGAGGGCAGGGGGGAAUCCCCGAACCUCUCACACCAUGCUUGGAGACUGGCGAAGCCAAAGAUGCCAACAGGAGAGAGGUUCCACCCAGCGAUCGCCACCAUGGGCCGUCACUGCCAGAAACGGGUAGCCAUUUUGAGGAAGCUGCAGAGGAAACUGUAGAGCAUGCUGAGGGCCUCUUGUCUCAGCUGAGGCAAGAGGCUCCUGUAGGGCAUGACCAGCCAGAGGAAGCGGCUGAGGAGUUGGAGGAGCAACAUCAAGUGUUGUUGGACAAGGGUGAUGUUGACCAGAGUUGGGAAACUCCAUCGGAGGAAGAGGAGACAGCUUCUGAACUCGAAAGUGAAGAAUGCAGCAGAGCGGACUCGGUUGCCGAAAUCCCGCCAGUAGAAGGAGCGGCUCAGCUUGGAGACCAGCUUGGAAUGAAACACUUUCCCGCGGAUGCCCUGGGGCUGCUGGGAUCGGGAGCCCUCACGGCUCUGGGAGGCGAUGCUUGCUCCCUGGCCGUCAAGCCUCCUGACCUGCGAGACGAUAACAUGAAUGUGUUGCAGGCCGAGAGUCAUGAGACGACUCGCGUCCCGCCUCGUCUUGCUGAUGGCAACGGUCCACCCUUGCCCGCAAGCCCUAACGAAGAGGAAGAGGAGAGACGGGUUUCCACCACUGGGGAUCUGACCAGCCAAGUCAGCCACCCUGAGUCAGCAGGUAGGAAGGAGGCCACCGAAUGGCCCCAGCUUGGGGGCAUUCAGGAUCUAGACUCCCUGGCAACAACCAAAGAUGCCAAGCUAGUAGUUCCACAGGGGCCGGAGGCUCGGGGCAGUGUGGCACGUGCGGAACCGCCGGCUUCGGAUGGCCAUCGCCCUUCGGAGACCAAAGCUUGGGAAGCCAAGGCCACCCCAGGGCCUCCCCCAUUGGGAACCAUUCCUGCUGCACCCUCCAGAGAUGGUGCCGGUGACCUGCCCAAGCAACAGCCACAGUUGCCCAAGAAGACCUUUGCCCAAGCUCUGCUUCAGGGUCUCCUCCCUGUUCUGGAUGCUGAACUCAUCUGUCCGGCAAAGGAGCGGGAUCUAAUACUAUCUUCCCCGGAGCAGCUUGAGGCCUCCACCUCCCGCUCUUACACGGAUUCUAGCUUUUUCACAGCUGCCGAGGAUAGUUUCAGUGAGACCACUGUGCUGGCUAGUUCUCCGGACCCUGAGAGAGGCAACGAAGAACUCCCGACUCCUGAGCAAAUGUGGGGCAGCCCAGGCCAGGUAGUGGAGGAGAGGCCCCCUCCGCCGCCGGAACCGCCGGUGGCUCCAUCCAAGUUGGAGCAUCCGGUGGCUGAGACUGAAACUGUUGAAGCUGAACGCUCAGCAAUGCCGCUGAAGAUCUCUCCAGCCGAGGAACCUUUGCAGCAGAGCAUGGCCGUGGGUCUGCGAUACUCUGCUCUCGCCCAGACGCCUUGCUCAGCCGUCCCACGCCGGGCUGCGUCACAAAGGAGUCCAUUUCCAGUGCUUGGCAGCAGCCAGCGACUCUUCUUUGCUUCUGAAGAGGAGAUCUAUUUGACAGAGCCCAAAGCUGCUCAACAUGACCUUUCCAGUGGAAAUGUAGAAAUGGAGCACGCUGGGGCUGCAGAAGCUUCGGAGACCUGCAAUGCAGCCCUGACUGAGCCUGACAUGGUCACCGCGGGGAGAUUACCGGCUGCCCGAGCCCGGCUUGAUCCGCUGGGUGCCUUGUUGCUGGGUGCCGCUGGAGGAGUGGCGUCUCCGGACGUUCUAGCAGAUCAGCGGCAAAUAACUAGCAUGUUGCAAGGCUCCUUUGGGGGCGUGAGCAGUGUCAUCACUAGUCAACUCGUAGCAGAAGCCCAGAGCCUACUUGGUCACCUUAAGGAGAGCGUCUUGGAGAACUCCUCCGGAGAACUCACGCCAGAGUUGUCAGAGACGAGAGAUUCCGAAGAGGAGUCGGAGUCUCCGGCUUCUCCGGAUGACGUUGCUGCUGCCGGUGAAGACGUGGACGCCUGGCAACCUUGUGAGGAAGGCGUGGGCAAAGACGAACGGGAGGCGGAGGGGCGGGAAACUCCUCCGCCUGAAGGAGAGGACGUGGCCCCCGUUUCAGAGGUGGUGGAGAGGCCUGCCAACCAGCUGGUGGCUUCCGGCUCAGAAGAAGCAGGCCAGCUAGCCCAAGAUAGCAUCUGCUUGUCCAGUGAUGAUGAGGCAGAGGCAGCGGAGGCGGUUGAUGGAAGGACCGCUCCAGUCCUGCCGGAAGAGCUGCCACUCCAGAGUCUGGGAUCCGAUGUUACGGCAGAAGAGAGAAUCGAGAAGAGAGAAUUGGAAGAGACGAGAUUAGAAGGUACCACUGCGGAGGCUAGUCAAGUGGAGAAGGAUCAGGAGGAGGAAGAAGAACCAGUUCCCUCAAAAGAUCUCUCUGGAAGCCUGGGAGACCUCAGCCCUGAAGCCACCUUCUGGCCCACGGACUCCGCUGCUCCUCGCUCUCAGGCGCCUCGGCCGUUGGAAGCCUCGUCACAAGGGUCUCUUGCUGCUCCUUCGCCCCCGGAGCGCCCCCCAUCUCGUCCCUUAGAGGGGGCUCCCAUCUCGCCGCCUCCAUCUCCACCAUCUGAGCCCUCAGAAGUGCCUGCUGUUUCGCCCCUGCCGCUGCCGUCGCCUCCCUCAGAGGGCCACGCCCAGGGUCCAGCCGCUACCUCGUGGCUUCCCGCUUCUACAGCGAGCCCCGACGAGGGACACGCUCCUUCCAAAGAGACCCUGCUCCUCCUGCGGGACUCCAGAAAACCUCCCGUGGAAGCUCUCGAAAUCUCCAGGCCUUUGGCGCCCUGUCGAGCCGACCCGCUUCCCAGUAGCAAAGAUUCCAGAGGCCGGAACCGGUUGCCCGGCAACAAAGACUCCCGAGGCAAGGACUCCGUCUCCACGGGCGAGAAGCGAGCCGAUCGCGGGUCCGCUCUGCUGGAGUCGUCCUCCUCCUCCAGCGAGAGGGAGCUGUCGUACCGCUGCCCGGAGAUCGAGAGCCUGAGGGAGGCAGCGGGCAUGCUGCUCUUGGAAGAGAAGAAGCCCCUGGUGGGCAAGAGUACCCAGGAGGCCAACCACAAAGGAUCUUCUAAUGACUCAGAAAGCAAUGAAGGGUCAAUCCCUGAAUUGGAAGAACCGGAGGUUUCAGAACCACGGACAGCUCAGACGCAGGCACAACUAACGCACUCCUUGGGGACCGGCGAAGAAUCCAUCAGCAAAGCGAAGCAGAGUCGGAGCGAGAAGAAAGCGCGGAAGGCCAUGUCCAAGCUGGGCUUGCGGCAAAUCCACGGCGUCACCAGGAUCACGAUCCGCAAAUCCAAGAACAUCUUGUUUGUGAUCACCAAGCCGGACGUCUUCAAAAGCCCGGCCUCGGACAUCUACAUCGUCUUUGGAGAAGCCAAAAUUGAAGACCUCUCGCAGCAGGUGCACAAGGCUGCGGCGGAGAAGUUCAAGGUCCCCGUGGAGCAUUCGCCGCUGAUCACAGAAACUGCCCCCACCCUCACCAUCAAGGAGGAGAGCGAGGAAGAAGAGGAGGUGGACGAAACGGGUCUGGAGGUGAGAGACAUCGAGCUGGUCAUGGCUCAGGCCAACGUGUCGCGUCCCAAGGCUGUGCGGGCCCUCCGGCACAACAACAACGACAUCGUCAACGCCAUCAUGGAACUGACUAUGUAGCGACCGGCUGACAACCACCUCC